UGGGGUGUGGAGGCCGUGCGCCGGCUCUGCGCGCAGGUGGGCCGACGUCAUGGAUAUAGAUGCUGAAAGAGUCAGAAUAUCGGAGGAGAUCAGGGAGUUGGAAAGGAUCCUGGAUCCCAGCUCUUCGAGUAUCAACGUGGACAUCUCGGAGUCAAGUCUCGACUCGGAUUCUGAUGCAGAUUCGCUGCCCGAAGAGGACUCGGACGCUGCUGGUCCGCUGCUCUUGGAAGGAGAAAGGUGGGGGGAGGCCAGCAAUGAUGAAGACGACCCCAGGGAGAAGGCACUCCCUGAAGACCCAGAGACUUGCCUACAGCUGAACAUGGUCUACCAGGAGGUCAUCCGGGAGAAGCUGGCGGAGGUCAGCCUGCUGCUGGCCCAGAACCGGGAGCAGCAGGAGGAAGUCAUGUGGGCACUGGUGGGGUGCAAGGGCCCCAAGGUGAAGGACAGCAGGAACCUGCCCUCGAGUCUGUACAUGGGGCACUUCAUGAAGCCCUACUUCAAGGACAAGGUCACCGGCGUGGGGCCUCCUGCCAACGAAGACACGCGGGAGAGGGCCGCCCAGGGCAUCAAGGCUUUCGAGGAGCUCCUGGUGACCAAGUGGAAGACCUGGGAGAAGGUCCUGCUCAGAAAGUCAGUGGUGAGCAACCGCCUGCAGCGCCUGCUGCAGCCCAAGUUACUCAAGCUCGAGUAUUUGCAGCAGAAACAGAGCGGCACCACGAGUGAGGCAGAGAGGCAGCUCCUGGAGAAGCAGGCCAGGGAGGCUGAGAAGGAGGUGCAGGACAUCCAUCAGCUCCCCGAGGAGGCCCUGCUGGGGGGCCGGCUGGACGAGCACGACUGGGAGAAGAUCUCCAACGUCAACUUCGAGGGCAGCCGCGGCGCGCAGGAGAUCCGCAGGUUCUGGCAGAACUGCGAACACCCGAGCAUCAACAAGCAGGAGUGGGGCGCGCGGGAGGUGGGCCGGCUGCAGGCCGUCGCGGCCGCGCGCGGCCACCUGGACUGGCAGAAGAUCGCCGAGGAGCUGGGGACCUGCCGCAGCGCCUUCCAGUGCCUGCAGAAGUACCAGCAGCACAGCCCGGCCCUGAAGCGCAGGGAGUGGACGGAGGAGGAGGACCGCGUGCUCAGCCGGCUCGUGCAGGAGAUGCGCGUCGGCAACCACAUCCCCUACCGGAGGAUCGUCUACUACAUGGAGGGGAGGGACUCCAUGCAGCUCAUCUACCGCUGGACCAAGAGCCUGGACCCCAGCCUGAAGAAAGGUCUCUGGGCGCCAGAGGAAGACGCGAAGUUGCUCCAGGCGGUCGCCAAGUACGGGGAGCAGGAUUGGUUUAAAAUCCGGGAAGAGGUGCCAGGUAGGAGCGAUGCCCAGUGCCGCGAUCGGUAUCUCAGAAGGUUACAUUUUGGCUUGAAAAAGGGACGAUGGAAUUCCCAAGAAGAGGAAAAGUUAGUUGAAUUAAUAGAAAAAUAUGGUGUCGGUCACUGGGCAAAAAUAGCCUCUGAACUACCCCAUCGGACGGGUUCCCAGUGCCUAAGCAAGUGGAAAAUCAUGGUCAGGGUGAGGCUUUACUAAAAGUCAGCCGAAGGCCCCAGCCCCCGGGGGCUAGCGUCACCGCAGGCAGGAUGAGGGGAGAGUGGCUGGCGGGCGAGAACAGGGG
Molecule: messenger RNA, 1649 nt
Organism: Kogia breviceps (pygmy sperm whale)
Lineage: Eukaryota; Metazoa; Chordata; Mammalia; Artiodactyla; Physeteridae
Gene: SNAPC4
Product: small nuclear RNA activating complex polypeptide 4
Biological process (GO): snRNA transcription by RNA polymerase II; snRNA transcription by RNA polymerase III
Cellular component (GO): snRNA-activating protein complex
Molecular function (GO): RNA polymerase III type 3 promoter sequence-specific DNA binding; RNA polymerase II cis-regulatory region sequence-specific DNA binding
Source: RefSeq, a predicted model, not a curated record